Penicillium manginii is the source of this 1257-nucleotide messenger RNA. Its product is annotated as adaptor protein NBP2. Bases 1 to 1257 code for a protein of 418 amino acids. Gene Ontology annotation, molecular function: protein binding. The record is from RefSeq and is a predicted model, not a curated record. The transcript has a single exon. NCBI's taxonomy places the organism in Eukaryota, Fungi, Ascomycota, Eurotiomycetes, Eurotiales, Aspergillaceae.
AUGUCAUCCCCGGCGCCUGCCAACUCCUCUGGGAGCAACCUCCAAGUCCUCCCACCCAUUCUCACCAAUGAAGCAGUAAAACCGUCGCCAAGUGCGAAGGAUCGGUUGUCGACUUACUCGAAUCUCUCCUUCACAUCCCAGAACCGCUCACGCCCAGGCUCCCACGUGUUCCCCAUCUUCCAUACCAGUCUUCCAUACGCCCUGGUGCGAGACUUUGCCUACCCGCCUAUCCACCCGCUACAUUAUGGACCUCCUCCUCACGCUUCGGGUGUCUCGACGCCUGCCAGCGAAUACCGUCGCUUGUCAGACCCCCCAACUUCAUGGGACACGUCAAGAGGUCCAUGGUCUUCGGGCCCGUGGAGCACAGAGAACAACCAGGGUCAAGGUCAGGGUCAGGGCCAACAACAGCAACUUCCGGCCAUGUCAUUCGGCGAUGGGCCCCCAUACAGCGAGGAUGAAGACCUUCACAGUCCGGUCGUGACCACCUCGCGUCAGCGUCAAAAGUCCACCAGUAUCGACUCAAAGGGCGACGAACAAAUCACUGCGAAUGAACUAGAUCGCGGCACCUACGUUGGUAGAAAUGCCGAUGGCAGUGAAACGUUUUAUGUGAACAACAGUGAUGCAAUGGAAAACGGACCUGGCGGAGAAUAUAUUACAUACCCUGCUAGUCAAGGACGGCAUUCGUACCAUUCCGGUGGUCAGCAAGGAUAUUUACCUGAAACCGGAUUCACACACGAGGAUGGCAAUACUGGCGUUAACCGGUAUUCGAAUGAUUACCAAUUUGCCGUUGGCUGCCCAGAUGAAGAAAUGCACGGCAAAGCGGUUGCGCUUUUCGAUUUCACGCGCGAGCAUGAGAAUGAGCUUCCCCUCACGGAGGGCCAGGUGAUCUACGUUUCAUACCGACACGGCCAAGGCUGGCUCGUUGCAGAAGACCCAAAGACCGGAGAGAAUGGACUUGUACCAGAAGAAUUUGUACGUCUGCUUCGUGACAUCGAAGGGGGCUUGACUUCUUUGAAUGGGGAGCCUGGUCCAGAUAUUUCGGACACUAGUGCAACUCUCAGCAUGGAUACAAGUGAAGACAGUCAUGAUUCCACCCCUGUCAACACUGGCCACUCUACUCCUACACAGAAUGAUAACUCCGGUACAAAUGGCAACUCCCAUGUGACGAUUUCCGUCGAUAAACCCGAUUCUGUUGCUGUUCCAGGAUCUAAGACAUCGAGUGGGGGCAACCGUUCCAGCAUGCUGGCAAAGACCUGA